AUGGCAGAUCUCCCAACAAGCCGUGUUCAACCGCAUCGACCUUUCUUACACGUGGGUAUGGACUAUGGAGGGCCUUUCGUCAUCAAGGAAUCUCGCCGUCGUAAUGCUCGCACUUCAAAGGUGUACCUUGCCCUGUUCAUCUGCAUGUCAGUAAAGGCGGUCCAUUUGGAAAUUGUUUCUGACUUGACAACAGACGCCUUUCUCGCUGCAUUAGAUCGUUUUGUAGCUCGUCGUGGAACUCCUGAACAUUUGUAUUCCGACUGUGGGACAAACUACGUCGGAGCUGCUCGGCAACUUAACUCUAUAUUUAAGGACACCACUGUACAAGAGCAAAUGAUUUCUCACCUUCCGUGCACUUGGCAUUUUAAUCCCCCAGCCGCACCACACUUCGGUGGGUUGUGGGAAGCUGCAAUCAAGAGUUCAAAAUAUCACAUGAAGCAUGUCAUUGGUACUCAAAUUCUAACAUUUGAGGAAAUGCUAACAUUGGUCACCCGCAUCGAAGGAAUAUUAAAUUCACGGCCACUUACAUCGUCUCAUCAGAUCCAAAUGAUCUCGUUCCGUUAA
Molecule: messenger RNA, 564 nt
Organism: Acyrthosiphon pisum (pea aphid)
Lineage: Eukaryota; Metazoa; Arthropoda; Insecta; Hemiptera; Aphididae
Exons: 1
Coding region: 1-564 (187 amino acids)
Biological process (GO): DNA integration
Molecular function (GO): nucleic acid binding
Source: RefSeq, a predicted model, not a curated record